AUGGCGACAAAUCCCAAUCAGUAUAUCAAGCUCGCGCAGCAAUUGCCCCCCCGACUUACAAGAUUUUUCGCCCGAUACCCACCACAAGCCAUCGUCUCCUCAUCAGCCCUUUCCCAAGCCUCAUCUCCAAGCACCCCCGCCGCGCAAUCAACUGCCUCAUCUGCGGACCUGAUACCUACAGGUCAAGAUGGAUUGACAGUACCCUCACCAUUCAGAAGUCAGAAGCAUCCAAUCACGGGCAAAUGGCAUGAUCCCGUAUUCUCGUUAAGGAGGCAAGCAGAUCUGGUCAAGCUCGCGCAACAGUAUGGGGUCGAGGAAUUAAUGCCAUUCUCGGUGAAGAGCACGGCGGAGAGACUGCGAAGGAGGGAGGAGAAUGGACUGAGAGUCAAGGGAACUGGUAUUGGACAACGCGUGAAGGGCAAGGAGUCGGAACGAACAAUGAAGGGCCGUUUGGAGAAGCGCAGACAGGCUAUGUUGGAGAUGCCGCAGAUGAUCCAGACAUGGAAGGAAAGAGGUCAUGGCCGUGGAUGGAAGAAGUGGCCGAAAUAG
Cadophora gregata is the source of this 549-nucleotide messenger RNA. RefSeq lists its product as uncharacterized. Gene Ontology annotation, molecular function: structural constituent of ribosome. NCBI's taxonomy places the organism in Eukaryota, Fungi, Ascomycota, Leotiomycetes, Helotiales, Ploettnerulaceae. Gene Ontology annotation, cellular component: mitochondrial large ribosomal subunit. The record is from RefSeq and is a predicted model, not a curated record. Bases 1 to 549 code for a protein of 182 amino acids. The transcript is spliced from 3 exons.